UUCUCUCCGCAUCUGGGCGCUGCUGCAUCCACGGCGAUAAGAAGACAUCACUGGUCUCCAUCUUUCCAGGGGAAAAGGCCCGAGCUGCAUUAGCCCCGACUGGGGAGCUGGGUAAACAGCCCACGCCCGGCAGAGGCCUGAGGGAAAGUGACCUCCCCCGGGGCCCAGGCCGACCAGCGGCGCAGCUGCUCGGCCGCCAGAUGCGCGGACUCGCGCGCUCCCUCGCCGCGCCCGGGCAUUCCCAAGCCCAGCCGCCCGCCUCGGCCCCGACCCCUCGGCCGCCACAGCACACGCCGUUCCGCUCGCAAGAUGGAGGCGAAGGCACGAGGCGCCCCCGCCCCCCAGGGAGCCUUUGUGCCCUUGCCGGCGGGGACGCGAGGCCAGACGGCCCGCACCGCAAGGGCUCCGCAGGCACCGAAGAGACGCGGGGGAGGGGGCCGGGCCGCGCGCGCGGAUCUAGCCCGGGCCACCGCCCCCAGCGCCGCGGGCACCCCCGACACCAGCACCCGCACGCGGGACACUGCCUACCUACCGCACCGCGAACGCUUCGCACGUCCGGAGCGGUCUCAGCAGCCCCAUGCGCUGGCCCCGAGCUUGCGAACCCUGACUGCAACUGCGGCCCUCCAACCGCAGCCCAAAACGCGCAGGGCAGGACCGAGCGCCAACCACGCCCUUCGGCCGCGCUGACCACGCCCUUCUUCCCGCCCCUUCUCCCUCCGCGGGAGGGCUUUCGGCAAUUUCGCGCAGCGAAUCGCAGCCCUAAGUCCGCGGCUCCACCAAUACGUGGACGCUUCUGCAAGAUGAGCCCGCCCCCUACUUCGUCCUGGCCUAUGGGAAGCCGGGACUUCUUCAGCGGCUGUCCUCCCUCGCUUUUGGAGCUCCGACCUCAGCUUCGCCUGCGAGCUGGGUUGUGUAAAGGCGGGUCAUUUUGGGGCGCUUAGGGAUGGGUGCCGGGGGGCGCGCUUUCCCGCGUGAAGAUCGCUCCAGGAGUCAUGCGUACAUUCGUUCAUUUUGCUCUGGACGCACUGAUGUUCCCGGCUCGCCGCCGCGCCGCAGUCACGAGGCUCUCCGAACGCCUUUCACUGUGUUUCUGUUUACAUUCGCGUCUGCAAGACCUGGCGGCGCGACCGAGGCCCGAACAGCAUUAUUCACAAGAGCCAAAAAGUGGAAACAACCCAAAUACCCAUCAACUGAUGAAUGGAUGGAAAUGGGCUGCCAUGUUGUGAGCUGCCCCAUGGGGAAGAGGCUCACAUGUGAGGAACUGAGGGAGGCCUCCAGAAAACAGCCAGUGAAGAACUGAGACCCUCAGUCCAAUAGCCUAUGAGGAACUGAAUCCUGCUGACAACCAUAUGAAUGAGCUUGGAAGCAGGUCCUUCCCCAGUGAAGCCUUCAUGUGAGACUGCAGCCCACUUGACACUUUGAUUUGUAGCUUGUGACAGACCCCAAGCCAGAAGAGUCAGGUAAGCAGUGCCUGCACUCCUGACCCAUGGCAACUGGCAUGAUAAAUGUUUUUUCCUAUGAA
Messenger RNA from Pan troglodytes (chimpanzee), 1522 nucleotides. RefSeq names its product proline-rich proteoglycan 2-like. The coding region runs from base 201 to 941 and encodes 246 amino acids. The record is from RefSeq and is a predicted model, not a curated record. The transcript is spliced from 3 exons. NCBI's taxonomy places the organism in Eukaryota, Metazoa, Chordata, Mammalia, Primates, Hominidae.